CAGGAUCGUGUAACCCGCAUGUAUGUUUCUUUGCCCAUGCAUAUGCAGUGCAUGCAGAUUUCUCGUUUACAUCACGAUCGAUUGCAGCUGAGAAAUUUCUUAUGACUCCCAUUUCCCGAGAAAGCUCUUGAAUGAUGUGUCCAGAAUUGACGGCUCUUUUACUCAAUUCUUUAAUGGGGAUGUGCGGCGUCCAUACUAAUGCGCACAACCCAUACGACACUUCAUCGGGGCCGAUGAAUUUCAGGCAAACGUGAAAAUAUGUUAUAGCCAAAUCGUGACAACCAUCUGCCCCUUCCAGCGGAAUUAGGCCUCAGUGUUAGAGAAUGGUAACGAUCGACUUGCUGAUCGAUCACAGCUUGAAAUUUCGACUGAUGGAUUUUCUUUCACAUUCGUUGAUUCGCUCACCGGGAGAAGGUGCUAAGACAGUGAUGCUUCAAUCCUUUGUCUCUCUUCCCAUCCCACAGUGACACCUCACCUACCUGGAGCUCAAACGUUCUUGAUACCUGUUUCAUGACCAUCACCUGCUGCAAUGCCGUCGGUGUAUGAUGUCUUCAGGCUUGUGACACUGAUGUCAUUAGGACAAACUGUUUACGCUCAAUCAAGGACGGACUUUAUCAAAGCACUUCUUGAGGAUUAUGAUAACCGAGUGACCCCAACGUUUGAUGAAGGCACGCCAACUGAGGUUGAUGUUUCACUAUUCAUCAACAACAUCGACUCCAUAAGUGAACAGACAAUGGAAUUUAGUCUAAAUGCCUUCGUAGUCCAAGAAUGGAAAGACAAACGCUUGGAGUUCCUGGGCCUUAUAGAUGCUGAAUAUUUGGAACUGGACACGAAACUAAUGGACGGCGUGUGGGUACCUGAUCUGUACUUCUCUAACGAGAAGCGAGCGUCCUUCCACUCUGUGACCGUACCCAACAAAAUGCUACACUUGUAUAGUGACGGCCACGUAGUUUACAAACUAAGGGUGUCCCUGACAGCAUCCUGCCCAAUGCAGUUGCAGAAGUACCCCAUGGAUUCCCAGAUGUGCUCCUUGCUGGUUCAAAGCUUUGCCUUUUCCAAGAGAAGUCUGAUGUUCAAAUGGAAGGAUGAGGACCCUGUCAAGCGACGGAUGAAACUGCAGCUGCCUCAGUUUAGCUUGAGAGAUAUAGAAACCCGCAACUGCACAGAAGAGGAUGAAAACGGUAAUUUCACGUGUAUAGCAGUUGACUUCCUUCUGCACAGGCACAUUGGUUUCUAUAUGAUACAGAUCUACAUUCCCAGCAUGCUGAUCGUUCUGCUGUCCUGGGUGUCUUUCUGGCUUAAUGUGGACGCUGUCCCCGCACGCAUCUCUCUCGGUAUUCUUACUGUCCUUACCAUGACAACACAGAAGUCUAUGGCCAUUUCAUCUCUACCCCGGGUUUCCUAUGUGAAAGCGAUCGAUGUGUGGAUGGCAGCUUGUCUUUGCUUUGUUUUUGCGUCUUUGCUAGAAUUUGCUCUGGUAAAUGUCAUGGACAGACGACAGGUGAAGCGCCGUCAAGCACCAAAGGACAUCUCACUGGACAUUGUGGAAAAGUCUCCACUGAGGCAUGGAAACAGUGAACCAGUAUCCAAGUGGGUCCAAGAUCCCUCGGGGGCAGCCAGAGCAAAGAAUGUGGACAAUGUGUCGCGUGUGUUUUUUCCUGGCGCUUUCAUCGUCUUCUGUGCUGUAUACUGGAUGGCCUAUAGCUUGUAGAUGGUACACAUAAUGGGCUAGUCGUGUAGUACAAUUAUAUUAGAGGCAAGUUAAGCGACACGUGAUGUCUCAGCCAGUAGUAUUAUUAGAUGUAAUGCAGAUGUUGUUUUGCAAUAUCUCACUUUGUUUGCACUUAGAAAACACUGAUACACUUCUUAAAUGCAUUUUAUGACACUUGGUUGUUGCGGGCAUUUAUUUAUGAAAAGCAAAAGCAACUGUGGGUUUGCCACUAUAUACAUUGCUGCUUUGCACCUGCAUUGCUCUAUUUUGGAUAUUUCACGACAAUAUUGAUUCAUUCACAUUGGCGAUUAUCUUGACAUUACUGCAAUUGGUUAUUGCUGCUUCACAACAGACUAGUGUUUUCAGUUUAACUUGAACAACCCGGGAGACUUAUCCUUUUUAUAAAUAUUUUUUUACCCACAUCUACACAUUCGAAUUUCGCACUAGAUUUUCAGAUAAAUGGAUAUUAUGAACAUGUCGGCGUUUCUUAUAAUAAUAUCAUCCUGAAACAUGAUAGCAAUUUACACCCGCACUUGAAACAUACACAUCAUGGCCAAAUUCUAUUCUGCCAAAGGCUCACGUGCUGGUUUCAGCAUCACGUAUUCCCCAUGGCUGAGACCUCAUAUGAGUCAGUCAUGAGAGACAUACACAUUGUGUGUUUACACAUGUAAUGAAAUAUUUGAUACCGCCAAAAGUCAUGUAAAUGUCACCUUUAAGUGUUAUAACGUAAUGAGUGACACCAUGUCCUUCAACCCUAACAGUAAUGCCCACCCAUAUACACAUGGAAGAAAGUAUCGCAACACCUCUGAUUUCUGAACCCAUAUAAACCAUUUAUGUUCAUGUCAUAAUUAUGUUUGUUUGUAUGAUUAUUUGGACCUUUCGAUUUUAGAUUUCAUGUGCAUGCGAAUAACCAUAAUUAAGCAAAUACCACGUUUCAGUCAACUGUUAUUUCCGCUCGAUAACAUGGAAAAUCAAUUGAUUUCGUUGUUGAUAAGCAACUACGGGGCCUCCUUAACUGACAACUGCUCAAAGAUGGCACGUUAUUAGUAUGCGGUAUGCAGGCGUGUAACUGAGGGUUCAUUGUAAGAGAUGUUGUUUGUCAUCAAUCAACUAUCAUCAGCAAGCUAAUGACGUGGAGGACAUUCAGCGUUCAGGGCGAUCAUGAGCGAUCACUCCUAAGGAGGAUACAUCAGUUCUUCCGGAGUCCACGUCGUCGUUUGUCCAACAGAACGGUCCGAAAUCGACCGAACUCGGCGGAGUAUAGAGCCAGACAACCAAUCAGACGUCGGUUCUUAUCCCGAAAGCACAAAGCAGCACGACUAGCUUGGUGUCAAGCUCAAUGUCACAGGAAUUUGAAGUCAUUGGGAAGAGUCACCUGGUCGGACUAAAAUCGAUUUCCUCUUUUCACGUACAAAUAAACACUGCAUAUACAAAAGGAAAUAUUUUGGAGCAAGUACCGUUUGGCGGGGGAUCGUUGAUGGUGUCGGGGUGCCUUUUACGUGACUAUAAAUUUGACCUUGAGACGAUCAGACACAAUCUGAAUGGACAACGGUACGUCACUGACAUCCUAAAUAAGGUUCUUUUACCACAUUCACCAUCCUGUGAACACAAGGCCAGUUGCUUGUUUACAUUGUGCACGUGCACGUUGGGGAUUUCUUUCGUCAAGAGGUGAUAGCAACGUCCGCCAUGAGUCCACCUAUCAGUCCCACAGAGCAUGUUUGGGACAUUAUGUGUCGAGGAAUAUGCCAGAGAGAUCCUCGAGUAUUGAAACAAGCAGUCAAUCAAGAAUGGACCCCAAGACCUCAAAUUCAACGUCGGAUACAGCCAAUGACGAGGAGGGUCAGUAAAAAAGUUAUUGCAGUUGGCGGAUGUUACAAUCGAUAUUUAUUGACAUUGUGCUUGGUUAUUAUCCCCCGCAAUGCGUUUUGCGGGGGGAAUUAAAAUGGACUCCGUCCGUGCGUGCGUGCGUCCGUCCGU
Haliotis rubra (blacklip abalone) is the source of this 3688-nucleotide messenger RNA. RefSeq names its product glycine receptor subunit alpha-2-like. Bases 530 to 1711 code for a protein of 393 amino acids. Gene Ontology annotation, cellular component: synapse; membrane; neuron projection. Gene Ontology annotation, biological process: chloride transmembrane transport; nervous system process; chemical synaptic transmission. The transcript is spliced from 9 exons. Gene Ontology annotation, molecular function: neurotransmitter receptor activity; extracellular ligand-gated monoatomic ion channel activity; chloride channel activity. Lineage: Eukaryota; Metazoa; Mollusca; Gastropoda; Lepetellida; Haliotidae. The record is from RefSeq and is a predicted model, not a curated record.